Cloeon dipterum is the source of this 4179-nucleotide messenger RNA. RefSeq lists its product as uncharacterized. The record is from RefSeq and is a predicted model, not a curated record. Bases 1 to 4179 code for a protein of 1392 amino acids. Gene Ontology annotation, molecular function: cysteine-type endopeptidase activity; protein binding. The transcript is spliced from 10 exons. Lineage: Eukaryota; Metazoa; Arthropoda; Insecta; Ephemeroptera; Baetidae. Gene Ontology annotation, biological process: proteolysis.
AUGGAGAUGGAGGAGAUUUUAAAGCGAGGUGAGGCUAAAGGUCGUCCAACAGGUCCAGCGAAUCUUGGUUUCUUUCAGUUCGAAUCAGGAAAACAAAACGCAGACAACGUGUUCGUUCUUGUCGUCCAUUACGAUUUCAAAAAAAGAAAAAGCUUUCGAAGCUGUGACGCGCCUGACGUGGAGAAAUUGGAUAUGACCUUUGGAAAGAACCGAAACUGUAAUUUCCGCAGCCUUUUUAGACCGAAAAAGGAAAUUUUGCUCCAUCUUCUCGGCAGCCAGGAAAAGCUCUUGCGGUUUUUCUCCUCAAAAGAUAUUCCGUCAGUUUUCGUUCUGUUUUUCCUCUCGCACGGCAACGAAACUGGAGUCAUCUACACUGAUUACUGGAGCGAGACACUCAAUGAUUUCAUUUCCUUCACGACAGAAGACGUUUUCGACUCCCUGAAAAAACUGCAUGGAUUCGGGAAAAGCUUGAAGCUUAUUAACUUUGGCCCGUGUAGAGGAGAUCUAGACGACGCAAAAUUCGACCGAAAAAAGGAUUACAGCAGUUACGACAGCCGAAAUUCUUACCAAAUUACGUCGGCUCCUGAUAUGUUCAACACAGUCAUCGUUUAUUCAACAGUCGAAACAACCAUGGCGAACACAAGUGAACGCGGUUCCUGGUUUGUGACCAUCCUGUGCGAUGUCUUGAGCCAGAUCAACGAGGAUAAGCCUUUGUUGUUAUUCCUCACGUCAGUGCAACACAAAAUGCACAAAGCGUCUAUCGCCGGACCGGACUUCGCAACCAACCUUCAUCUUGGUCAGACGCCAGAGGUCAAAAUUUUCCCUUUAGACAGAAGUUUUUCCUUCUCGAGGACAUUGACUGCUCGAAAAACUGUUUCACGAACUGAUUCGCGCAUGGAAAAGGCAGCAACAAUCACGUCAACGUCUGAAUUUUUUUCGUGGAAGUCAGACGAAGGACAAAACAUCAGAGGUCGGCGCGCCUUCAUCUUUUACGAACGGCAAACGACAGAAGUUCUAGAUAUGGAAAAAGCUCUGCGGCAGAACUUGGAUUUUGAUACAAGACUUUGGAAGCUGAAAGAGGAAUCAAUGAACAAUUAUUACAAACAAGUCAAGCAUGACGUUGGCUGCGUUUUGACUUGCAUUUUCGGCCAAGUGAGCGAAAAGGAAAGGACAAGAGAAGUUUGCGUGCUUGUGAACGGAGAAGAAAAACCAAUCGCCGAUAUUUUACACGGAUUUAUCGGCCCGAAAAAUGAAAGAUUGAUCGGAAAGCCCAAAAUCUUCUUCAUCAUUGACCAAAAGGCGAUGGAAUGCGACUCGCACUUUACAUCAAAAAUCCAAUUUGAGGUCUCGUCAACGAACCACAGCGGCUGGCUUAUCAUGAUUGUAAAGGACAAAGACUUGCUAGGGCACUUGAUCGGAAUCUUCGAAGGAGAUGAGAUGAAAAAAGGGAAAAGUUUGCAAGAGCUUUUAGUGCCCCUGCUUUCAACUGGAACUAAAAAAGAGUUAACUCUGCUAAACUCGACGCUUCAGUACUUGCUUGAUUUUCCCGACUGGCCGAGGACUUUCGUGAAACCAGAUUUCAAACUGAGAGGCAAUAGGAAAAAGAUUUUCUUCGAAGACCUGAUUAAAAUGUUGCGAGAAAUCCAGGUUUGGCUUUUAUGUUCGGUUGCUGGCGCAGGAAAAUCGACAGUUCUCAAAGAAAUCGCUUUUCAAGUCGGAAAAUCAGAUCAAAAUGCCAAAAUUUUUAAUAUUUCGUUAAUGAAAAACUUCCACUACAUAUUGAGCAUUUCUCGAGUGGACGUAGUUGAAUUUCUAGCAAAAACCACGGAGAAUUCCACUGAAGACGUAACAAGCUGGAUUGCUCAGAAAAGAGUCAUCGUCUUCCUGGAUGGUUUCGACGAAAUUUGUCCACACAGCAGGGAAAAAGUUCUCGCAAUACUGAGUGCUAUGAAAGAAAGAGGAGUUCCACUUUGCGUAGCAACGAGACCCCACGAAGUGAAAGUGAUCGAGAAAGCGGUAAAAUACGCUACAAUUGUAGAAAUAGAGCCACUCGAUGAAGCAAAGCAAAUCGAGUUUCUGCAGUCAGUGACCGACAAGAACGAGGAAGAAAUCAAUAGAGUGCUUCACGCCGUCAAACAAAUAGGCCAUUCAAACUCUAGAUACAGACGUGGAAAUAAGAACACGAUUCUGGUCAACCCGCUGCACCUUUCGUUAGCAGCUCAGUGCAGCGGCGAUGGAAAUUUAUUCCAAAUUUACGACAAGGUGGUGAGGAAGAAGGUACAACUGUGUUUGGAAAGGGAAAAUGACGGCGAUAAAGUUGCAGAGUGGAAGAUUGAAAAUGCCCUAAACAUUCUGCGGUCGAUCGCUUUCCGCUUCAUAAAAAAUGAGUCACUUGUUGGACCUGGAGUGACGAAAGAAGACUUGGCGAAGAUGAACGACUAUGGAGUCGCAACCGUGGAGCAAGAAACUGUUACUUUCCUCCACCAGACAUUUGCAGAAUUCCUUGCAGCCCAACAGUUUUUGAAAAACGUGGAAGAGUCAGGCAAUUUUGAUAUUGAAUUUAUUGGCAAAUGGAAUAUGGAACAAGUCAGAAAGUUUGUCGAUCUUUUCUACUCGACUUUAGAAAAGGAAGAAGAGAUCGAGUUUCACACGCAAAUAAUCGUGUCCCAGGCAAUUUCAAGCAAAUCGGUUCAAUUUCUGUUAAAUAUUUGCGAGGAAAACCUCAAGAAUAUUUUUAGGAUGGUCAAGCCACACAUCUCUUUUUGUGACGAACAAAUAGCAAAACCUGGUUAUUGUAGAAAACACUGUUCUUCCAUUUGCGUGAAUUACGCCAUAGUAUUGCUGAUCAGUGCGAUAGAAAACAAAGAUAUCGCCAUCGAGCUGUUGAAAAUGAACGUCAUUGAUUUACGAACCUUGGAAAAAUACAUGGAUGUAGUCCUCAAUGAAAUAGCCAAGUUUAACGCCAUCUCCGUGUUCAACCAGCUAAAAGAGACUUUCCCCAACUUUAUCGAGCUGCUUCGGAAAUCAGAAUGCAGCGCCGGUUGCGCAGCGGUUUAUUACGAAAACGAUGAGAUUCUUCAAUUGUUCCUGGAACAUGGAUUCGACGUGAAUUUUACGCUCGAUAAGAAAUCAGGGAGAAACGCCCUUUACCUUGCUUGCAAUAAAGGGAACCUCAAAUGCGUCAAAGUUCUCCUUAAAUACAGUGCAAAACAAGCCAUUUCGCGUAGUCCUUUUGACAAUUCCUUCGAAAUUUGGGACCCUUUGAACCUGGCUGUACAAGGCGGCCACCUGGAGGUUGUCAAGCAUAUUUUGGAGGAAGAAAUCAGUGGAUUGGCCCGAGAUGAGGUGACGUUUAAGGCAGAUUUUCAUCUGACAGUUGAGGAGGGUGUGCUGAACAAACACGUGUGGCAGGUCAAUGACGAAUUCAACGCUUUCCACUGUGCCGUCAUUUACAAUAAAAAGGAAAUAGCCGAGUACCUGCUCUCAAAAAGUCCAGCCUUGAAACACAUCCCGACAGGAAAGGAGAAAAAGAGUCCUUUGCAGCUGGCUGUGGACCGCAGAAACGGAGAAUUCGUGCUCUGGCUGGCGAGAGAAGUCGGCGAUGACCUGAGUUCUUUCAUUCCGAACGGCGAACAACAAGGUUGGACAGAACACGAAAACUUCUACUACGAUCACUUCCUACUGCUGCGAGGCGACCUGACGAAAACCGACGAGCGAGGCAAAACCCUUCUCCACGUCGCCGCCCAGCACGGAAAUUUGCAGCUCGUCCGCGAUUUUAUUGAGAAAGGCACCGACGUGGCUGCCAAAGACGCCAGAGGAUGGAACGCCCUCCACUUCGCCUGCAGCUGCACCAAUUACUUCGACGACCACGACAAUUCGGAAGUGGUCAAACUCCUGUACAAAACUAAUCCUCGACUGGUGAAAGAAAGGACAAAUAAUGGAGAAACUGCACUGCACAUUUUGGCGAGCAAUAACUUCGCACGCUUUCGCGUAAAUAAAGACAAGAUGGAAACUUUUCGUUUCCUUGUGGACGAAGCUGGGGUUGACUUGAAAGCCAAAAACAGCAAAGGCCGUACGGCCGAGGAAGUGGCCGGAGAUCAAUAUUACCUUAAAUAUCCUGGUGAAAAUAGUAUCGGCAGAAAAAUUCGCUCUCUGCGGAACCGAAUAUUUCGCCUCUGA